This is a messenger RNA of Setaria italica (foxtail millet), 948 nucleotides long. Its product is annotated as translation initiation factor IF-2-like. The transcript has a single exon. The coding region runs from base 1 to 948 and encodes 315 amino acids. The record is from RefSeq and is a predicted model, not a curated record. Lineage: Eukaryota; Viridiplantae; Streptophyta; Magnoliopsida; Poales; Poaceae.
AUGCCGGAGAAGCCUCCCCUGCCACGCCGCCGCGCGACGGCGGCGGGGAGCUGGGUCCGGUCACUCCACUGCAAGUCCAUGGCGGCCGACGACGUGGCCGCCAGGGUCGCGGUGGCGCCCAAGAAGCUCCACCACCCGCUCCUCCCGCGCGCUGGGUGCGGGAGCUCCGGGGACGCCCUCAGCCACGUCGCCCCGUCGAAGCCCGCCGGCAGGCCGAGGCCGAAGCCGGGGUCGUCGAAGCCGAGUCCCGAGCCGGGCAAGAAGACCAAGCCGAAGCCGGCCUCCGUGGUGGUGCCGCCGUCGCCGCCCCCGGGUCCUCUCGGCCCGGUCCCGGCGCUGACCGAGCUCCCCGCGGGGCACUCGUCGCGGCAGGUGGUGGAGAUCAUCUUCCUCUCCUCGUGGUCUCCGCUUCCGGUCCCAGUUCCGCAGCCGCUGCCGCCGCCUCAGCCGGGAGCGCCCACCACCAGCAGUAGCGGCAGCGGCAGCGGCGCGUUCCCGGGCGUGGUGGAGAUGCUGUUCCGCGUGCACAACCCGGCGCGCGCCGUGACGCGCUUCGAGGACUACCGCGCCGCGGUGCGCGCCCGGGCCGGAGGGGCCGCGCGCAGCGCCGCGGACGGGAACGAGAUGAUGCGCUUCUCCCCUGCGCCGCCGUACGGCUCGUCGCCCUCCGCCUCCACACCGAGCGGCGGCGGCGGUGGCGAGGACGCCCCGCGCAUCCGGACCUUCGACGGCAGCGGCGGCGCGCACGCCGCCGGCGGCCGCGGUCCCGCGACCGGGCGGCGGGCCAUGUUCCUGUGCAGGGUCAUCGCGGGCCGCGUGGCGGAGGCCGGGGCGGGUUCCAAGCCCAAGGAGCACUUCGACUCCGUCCGGGUGGGCAAGGGCGGCGAGCUGGUGGUGUUCGACCGCCACGCCGUGCUCCCGUGCUUCCUCAUCAUCUACAGGCUGUAA